AUGGAUCGUCGUCUUAGGGCUUUCUCUGAUUCUUUCAAUGGAGUCCAAUUAGGGAACCGAGUUUUACCCAUUCUUUCACAUCCGAACAUCAUGGCCCAAUCCCAAUUCGAUAGUAAUACCUUCUUAGAUAAUAAUUAUAGGGAAUUUAAUUACCCUCAACCCGUUCUUACCCCGAAUAAUGUAUCUUCAUACGCAAGUGUGAGCCCUGAGGACGAUUCUCAGGAAGAUUGUGACUUUUCGGAUGUAGUCUUGAAGUACAUAAACCAGAUGCUUAUGGAAGAAGACAUGGAGGACAAGACUUGCAUGCUUCAAGAGUCUUUGGAACUUCAAGCGGCUGAGAAGUCAUUCUAUGAGGUCCUUGGAAAGAAAUAUCCCCCUUCUCCAGAGCUACACCAGGAUUAUGCCAUUCAAUAUGGUGAGAGCCCAGGGGAUAGUUUUUCUGGAACUGAGAGCAACUAUAUCACGAGUACUUGUAACAGUGGUGGCUAUUUCAGUGACAAUACCUUGAUUCAAAGUCCAGAUGGAUAUUUGUCUCAGUUAAAGGGUCUUCCAGCUUAUAGCAUUUCUCAAUCACGUUAUGGCUCUUCAACUAGGGUCAGUAGCCUGGAUGGGCAGGUGGACUCUCCUAGUAGUCUUCAUAUGCCAGAUUUGAAUACCGAGAGCCAAUCUGUUUGGCAGUUCAAGAAGGGAGUUGAGGAGGCUAGGAGAUUUCUUCCUGGUGAGACUAAGUUGGUUGUUAACCUGGAGGCAAAUGGGCUGUCGGCUCAAGUGCCAAAGGUCGGGACCAAUGGUGAAGUUGUCAAGGUGGAGAAAAAGGAUGAAGGAGAAUAUUCUCGUAGUGGAUCAAGGGGAAGGAAGAAUCUGUAUAGGGAGGAUGACGAUGUAGAGGAAUCAAGGAGUAGCAAGCAAGCAGCUGUUUCUACAGAAUCUACUCUGCGGUCAGAGCUGUUCGAUACUGUAUUGCUUUGUAGCACAGGGGAGGGUCGGGAGCGCUUGGAAUCUCUUCGCGAGGCCUUGCAGAAUGGAAUGAGCAAAAGCGUGCCACAGAAUGGGCAAUCCAAAGGAUCAAAUGGAGGGAAAGGUCGUGGUAAGAAACAAACUGGUAAAAAGGAGGUGGUGGAUUUGAGAACCCUCUUAAUCAGUUGUGCACAAGCAGUUGCAGCUGAUGAUCAUAGAAGCGCAAAUGAACUGCUAAAAAAGGUCAGACAGCAUUCUUCUCCUUUUGGAGAUGGGACUCAGAGACUUGCUCAUUGCCUUGCUGAUGGCCUUGAGGCACGCUUGGCUGGUACUGGUAGCCAGAUUUAUAAAGCCCUUGUUAGCAAAAGAACCUCUGCUGCUGAUUUCUUGAAAGCUCACCAUCUAUACCUUGCUGCAUCCCCAUUUAAGAAGAUAUCUAAUUUUGUUUCAAACAAGACAAUAAUGAAUCUAGCACAAAAUGCGACAAGGGUCCAUGUCAUAGAUUUCGGUAUCCUUUAUGGUUUCCAAUGGCCCACCCUUAUUCAACGUAUCUCCUGGAGGGAUGGUGGACCUCCAAGGCUUCGGAUUACUGGAAUCGAAUUUCCCCAACCAGGAUUUCGGCCAGCUGAGCGAGUUGAGGAAACAGGACAUCGUUUGGCAGCUUAUGCUGAGAAGUUCAACGUGCCAUUUGAGUACAAUGCUAUUGCAAAGAACUGGGAUACCAUUAAACUUGAAGAACUCAAGAUUGACAGGGAUGAGGUUCUUGUUGUGAACUUUUUAUAUCGGGGCAAGAACUUGCUUGAUGAAAGUGUGGCUGUGGACAGUCCAAGAAACAGGGUUCUUGAUUUGAUAAGGAGAAUUAAUCCAGACCUUUUCAUCCAUGGAAUUGUUAACGGGGCAGGACCGGGAGAGGAUGUUAUUGAGACAGAGAUCUUUGGCAGGGAGGCAUUAAAUGUUAUAGCUUGUGAAGGAUGGGAGCGGGUGGAAAGGCCAGAAACAUACAAACAAUGGCAAGUCCGUAACUUGAGGGCUGGGUUUGUGCAACUACCUUUAGACCGAGGGCUUGUGAAGAGGGCAGGUGAGAAAGUGAGAUCUGGUUACCACAAGGAUUUUGUCAUUGAUGAAGAUAGUCGCUGGCUGUUGCAGGGAUGGAAGGGACGAACUGUCUAUGCCCUUUCUACUUGGAAACCUGCUUAA
This is a messenger RNA of Prunus armeniaca (apricot), 2154 nucleotides long. NCBI's taxonomy places the organism in Eukaryota, Viridiplantae, Streptophyta, Magnoliopsida, Rosales, Rosaceae. The record is from the annotation of a GenBank genome assembly.